UGCACCCGGGUAAGGAAUCUGAACGCAGCCCUUGAUAAUAUAGAAAUGUUUCUCUAACAUAUUUUAAGGUUAGAGUUAAGUUAUCUGUAUUUACGUAAAAUUAUAAGAUAAAAGAGAAACAUUUAAAAAGAAGCAGUGCAAAAUUAAUAUAUGAAAAAUGACAUCACUUCUAAAGACCAUCAGUAGUCUUCAACUUUUUCACAAAUGCUUAAAACAAAGUAUUGAUAUGCUGUCUGUUCCAAGUCGAGGUAGACGGUUAGGCAUACCUAAAUAUCGUCAUCCAGAGUGGUUACCAAAAACACAACGUGUCCUAUAUAAGGAACAGUUAACAGAAGACAACAAGGAGUUUCUUCAAGAAAUAGUUCAAGACAAAUAUGGUUUACCUCAUGUUGAACUUGGAAUGAAUCUCUCUCCUUUGAAAUUAAAUCCUGUUGAACCAAUUACAGAAUGGAAACCUGGUAUGAGACGUACUGGUGUGAUUGCCAAGAAAAUAGGAGUAUACCCAUUAUGGUUAAAGAAUGGGAAGAAGGUUACUUCAACAUUACUUCAGAUUGUCGAUAAUGAAGUAGUGAAAUAUAUACCUCCAGAGAAAUUCUACCCUGUGAUAGGUAAAAAACCAAUACAGAUUAAACACAGACUUGGAUGUCUCGUAGUAGGCGCAGAAAGUAUAAAUCCACAACUGGUCACUAAAGAAUAUAGUGGUAUAUUCAAGGAUUCGGGAGUUAUGCCGAAACGUAUACUGAGAAGAUUUAUAAUAUCUCCACAAGCAGCAUUACAACCAGGGACUCCUUUAUUCGUUUCGCACUUCAAACCAGGAGAAGUCGUAGAUAUUCGUGGAAAAACGGUAGAUCGCGGGUUCCAAGGAGUUAUGAAAAGAUGGGGCUUUCAUGGAAUGCCUGCCAGUCACGGUGUAACAAAAACUCAUCGAAGACCCGGAAAUAUCGGAUCAGGCGGCACAAAGGCUCGCGUUAUGCCUGGCACAAAGAUGCCUGGACAUAUGGGUAAUAGGUGGCGCGUUCUAAAAGGUGUACGGAUUCUACGAAUUAAUACAAAAUAUAAUGUGAUGUGGGUUCUGGGACACAAUAUACCAGGCGAAACCAACAAUUACUGUUACAUCUUUGACACGAUACUUCCUUUAAGGAAACACCAAACGACGCCUUAUUUCCCCACGUAUUUCCCAAGUACUACCCAGGAAUCACUUCCGGAGGAAAUGUAUGCAGAUGAUGUACAUAAAUUUGUAGAUCCCACAUUAGAGUUUAAAGAAGAAUCUUAAUUGUUUUGUAUAUUAUUAAAUAAAAAAUGUGUAAUUUUAAA
This is a messenger RNA of Odontomachus brunneus, 1314 nucleotides long. It is a transcript of the gene mRpL3, whose product is annotated as 39S ribosomal protein L3, mitochondrial. The transcript has 7 exons. Gene Ontology annotation, molecular function: structural constituent of ribosome. Bases 158 to 1273 code for a protein of 371 amino acids. Gene Ontology annotation, cellular component: mitochondrial large ribosomal subunit; ribosome. Gene Ontology annotation, biological process: translation. NCBI's taxonomy places the organism in Eukaryota, Metazoa, Arthropoda, Insecta, Hymenoptera, Formicidae. The record is from RefSeq and is a predicted model, not a curated record.